Molecule: messenger RNA, 1177 nt
Organism: Drosophila navojoa
Lineage: Eukaryota; Metazoa; Arthropoda; Insecta; Diptera; Drosophilidae
Gene: NetB
Product: Netrin-B
Biological process (GO): motor neuron axon guidance; animal organ morphogenesis; tissue development
Cellular component (GO): basement membrane
Molecular function (GO): protein binding
Source: RefSeq, a predicted model, not a curated record
UGUGCCAGUGCAAUGGACAUGCUCGCCGCUGUCGCUUCAACCUGGAGCUGUACAAGUUGUCCGGCCGCGUGUCUGGCGGCGUUUGCUAUAAUUGUCAGCAUGAUACGACCGGAAGGUAUUGUCACUAUUGUCGCGAGGGCUACUACCGGGAUGCCACCAAGCCACCCAAUCAUCGCAAAGUGUGCAAACGCUGCGACUGUCACCCCGUGGGCUCCACCGGCAAGACGUGCAAUCAUCUGAGUGGUCAGUGUCCCUGCAAGGAGGGCGUCACUGGCCUCACUUGCAAUCGCUGCGCACGCGGCUACCAGCAGACGCGCUCUCAUGUGGCGCCCUGCAUAAAGGUGCCCACAAAUGCGAAUAUGAUUCAAGCGGAAAGCGCUGGCGGCGCCAGUGGAACAGGCGACUACAAGGAUGGCGGAGGCUCUCAGGCUGAGGAAAUGAAAAAGUAUUGCGGCAAGUGCAAGGCCAGCCCCAAGAAGCUGAAUCUGAACAAGUUUUGCAUGGAGGACUAUGCUCUGUUGGCCAAGGUAAUUGGACAUGAUCGCGCCUCCCAGGACAUCAGCACCGAGAAGUUCUCCAUUGAGCGACAGAACGAGAUUUACAAGUACGAGAUAAACAUACAGACGAUCUUCAAGCGUAACCCCAUGUCGGGCACAACCAGUUCGCUGCUGGGACGUGGCAAUAUGAUGCUGCUGGUGCCGCGCAAGAGUAUCGAGUGUCAGUGCCCCAAGAUCAAGUUGAACAAAUCGUAUCUAAUACUUGGACGUGACUCGGAGGCAGCGCCGGGCUAUCUGGCAAUUGGACCCAGUUCUGUGGUGCUGGAGUGGAAGGACGAGUGGUCGUUGCGCAUGAAGCGCUUCCAGCGGCGCGCCCGCAAAUGCAGUUGAAUCGAACCGGAAACGGAAUAUGUCAGAGCGGAUUUCAAUUUCAUACACUUGGCUAGGUAUCGGUUUUUGUAUAAAUUGUACAGUUUACUCAAGUUUCUGACCUUUUUCGGCAUCAUGUUUUAAUUAAACCUCCCCACUCUUCACAUACACCCACACAGACACACACAUUAACACAAAAUACACCAUCCACAUGAUACUUAUUAUAGACAAAAAGCGGAGUCUUCCCAUCAUAAAUAUAUCUAUCAGAAAAAAAAAACCUAAAAAAGAAAAACAACAAAAAAAAAAAAAAA